AUGACCACUACCACCACCUUCAAGGACGUCGACCCCAACAGCAGGAAUAGCUCCCAGGUUUUGCAGCUGCCAGGUGGUGGAUCCAAUUUUUCACUGGGUUUUGAUGAACCAACAGAACAAACUGUGAGAAAGAACAAAAUGAUCUCUAAUAUCUUUGGGACAUCUGAAGAAAAUCCACCUUCUUGGGCCACGUUGGCAGGUGCCAAGUCUAGAGGUGGUGGGGAAGACUUGGAGUCAUCUGGACUGCAGGGCACGAACUCUUCUGAAGCGAACUCUGGAUUCUUAGAUCUGAAGGGAGAAGAUGACAUUCAUGAAAAUGUGGACACAGCCUUGCAAGGCAGCCUGGGGCAGAGGGAAGAGAAGCUUGCGCCGGCCAUACCUGUGCUGAGCCCAGUAGUCCCGGCCUCAGCGCCAUCCAGAGGAAAUCCCCCUGGUGGCAAGUCCAGCCUUGGCCUGGGUUAACUCUGCUCUGACCAUCCUGAACUUUGUUGUUUUGUUUGUUUCCUCCAUGCUU
Molecule: messenger RNA, 514 nt
Organism: Chlorocebus sabaeus (green monkey)
Lineage: Eukaryota; Metazoa; Chordata; Mammalia; Primates; Cercopithecidae
Source: RefSeq, a predicted model, not a curated record